AUGGACCCAGCACCCAUACUUCCCUCCAAUUCCGAUCUCGAACGUAGGAGACUAGAGUCAACUAUCGAUAACGACCUCGGUUCAUUAUCAUUAUCAUCCUUACCUACUUCCACUACUACAAUCCACUCAUUCAUCUCGUCAGGUUCAUCAACCAUAUCGAUGGAAUACCCUAGAGCAGAGACCAUGUCUUUCUCUUUUCAGCCGCAUCAUCACCAUGGACCAACUGGAACACCCAGAGCAUCAGGUAGGAUGCCCUCGAGGUUAAGCAGUUUCGGCGCACCGGAACAAAGUAUGUUCGUCGGUGCUUCUCCCGUAUCUACCGCUGGGCACCAUGCCAGCGCUGUCACACUUGGUGCAGGGGUGUUUGGAAAGAGGGAUGAAGGGAAUGGAAACACGAGCGAGUUCGAUCCGGAGAGAAGUUUGGGUAGGCUGGUGGGUGAGUUGGGGAGAGUGAUGGGAAACGAUAAACUCCCCUCGCGUCCCACAUCACCAUUCUCUCCUCCAAGAUCACCAUCUCCUUUACCAUCCCUAAUGCAAAACAACAACCAAGCUGCCAAUCUAUCCUUCACGCUCAAUAGGAACGACCCAUUGCUUAGUCCACCAUCAAGUGGUGGUGAACAAACUAUCACACAGAAAAACCUCCCUUCAAAUUCGAAUUCCAGAUUCUCAUCGCUAGCUAGAGAAUUGGGCGAAGAUAUUCAAAAUGCCAGAAAACAGAAAUACCAACACCAACAAUCUCAACCUAGAAGAGCAUUGAGCGACUCAACUACUCAUAAUAUCCAGACUCCAGCUCCAACCUCCCAUGCGAGAAAGGGAGACAAAGGUGAUAGAAUCAAGAUGUUACAAGGUGAAAAUCGACGAUCUGCCAGUGCACCUAUCCGAUCCAAUAAGGAUAAUUCCAUGGAUGUUACGGGUUAUACCAAUCUGAUGGCUACUCCUGCGAAAGGUGGGGAGUAUGGGACGUUGGGUAAGAAUGGAGAAGUAGGCGGGGAGACUGGCGCAAACAUCGCUGGAACACUUGCAACCCUCAAUGCGAGACUACGCGCUCUGGAAACGGAGAAUUAUGUCUCUCGUCGGCGAGUUAGAGAACUUGAAGAUGAGCUUGAAAAAGCCAGAGCGGAAGUGGAAAUGGCCAAACAAGAUGGCGGAAAAAGAUUACGAGAUGUCAUUGGUGAAAAAUCAGCACUCGAAGAUCUUGUGAAAUCCCUUCGAUCUCAUCUAGCCCGUCUUACAGUGGAGGUGGAAUCCAACAAGGCUUUGAUCAACGAACUCCGCACAGCCUCCUCUUCAUCGCCUCCACGUAAACAUACUCCUGUUGUGCCCGGAUCGCCAAGUGUAAAAUCUGAACUUGCAGCUUUACGACGAGAGAUCGAAAGGUUGACUCAAGAAGUAGCUAGAUUAGGUGGGAUCGUUGAGGAAGGCUUGGAAACGCGGAAGAAAGCCCGGGGAGAGAGGACGAUGAGAAUGGAGAGGGAGGAGAUGGAGAGGCUCGUUAGACAAGUGAUGGAUGAAGAGAAUGAUGCUCAAAAGAAUGUGGUGGAACCUUCGAAAUUGAGACAGGGUCUACAUACCGCUUCUUCUACUUCACCUACACUGGCACCUCCUACUGUCCAACCUGUAAGGAUCGCCAAACCCACUAACCGACAACAACAUCUCACACCGCCACCUUCGGAAGAUGACGAUGAGUUGAGAUCGCCGACUCCAGUAUCAGGAUCCAACUCGCGUCAGGGAUCACUACUCGAUCAGCAGUAUCCAGCCCAGAAGUCGAAGUCGAAGUCAAAAUCGAAUAAAAGAGUCUCACACGAUAUUACCGCUGCUAGCGCCGGAGGUCCAUCAUCGCCUUUCCCAAGUAUUCUGGGCGAUGAGCAAGAAGCGGAAUUCUUCUCACCUUCGACACGCAGAACCCAGACUCGAACGCAGGAUAGGGCUUUUGUUGGAACUCAAGCUGAGAUCAGGAUCAAGGCACCUUCAGGAAAUGGCCAAAGAUCUACCUCAGGAGGUAGCGGCACUGGUUCUGCUAGAAGAGGAUUGGACGGCGAGGAAUUACCUCCUCAAACUGUGUUGAGCAGGGUGGUAAGGGAGUUGGAAGAUGAUUUUGAGCAUUAUAAGGCGAUAUACUCCGAACUAGCUGAUCAAUACAAGUUACUUGAUCCAGCGUCAAUCUCAUCCAAACGGCAUGUCUUGGCUGAACACCUAAGAGAGGUGAUCGAUGUAUUGGAACGAAAAGCAGAUCAGAUUGGUGAUUUAUAUGAACUCCUUGAGUUUAGGAAUAAACCCUUGUCCGAUGCUCAGAACUCUGUUGAGAAUGGUCGAUGGGUAGGUAAGAGUGUAGGCGACGUGUUGAAGAUGGUGAAGAGUUCUUUGGGGGAGGAAGUUUGGAGGAGGUUGGAAGGUGAUUUAGGAUAUGGACAUGGAAGGAAGAAAGGUGGAAAAGAGAUAUAA
This is a messenger RNA of Kwoniella mangroviensis CBS 8507, 2442 nucleotides long. RefSeq lists its product as uncharacterized. The record is from RefSeq and is a predicted model, not a curated record. The transcript is spliced from 5 exons. Gene Ontology annotation, molecular function: microtubule binding. The coding region runs from base 1 to 2442 and encodes 813 amino acids. Lineage: Eukaryota; Fungi; Basidiomycota; Tremellomycetes; Tremellales; Cryptococcaceae.